Molecule: messenger RNA, 2011 nt
Organism: Theobroma cacao (cacao)
Lineage: Eukaryota; Viridiplantae; Streptophyta; Magnoliopsida; Malvales; Malvaceae
Molecular function (GO): zinc ion binding
Source: RefSeq, a predicted model, not a curated record
UCUCUUUCCCCUUGGGUGGCCACCUCACCUACUCAUACAGCCUCUGGCAGUUUCCCUCCCCUCUUUUUAAUCAGCUUGUAAAGAUCUUCAGACAAAGUUCAAAAAACAGUUUUUUUUCUUUUUUCUGUCAGAAUCCCAUAGUGAAGUUAAACACCCACCAGCUGUCUCUUCUGAAAAGUUUUGUUCUUUCAAGAGAAUUCUUCUUAUGAAACAUGGAAAAUGAAGGGGGCCAUGUUGUCAAGAGGCAGAAUGGUGAAGGAACCAGCAACAACAGCAACAACAACAACACUCUUGAUCCUCCACCACUUCAGAGGUUUGGAGAUUCAACCGAAAUAAUUGAAGAGAUGCCACUUGGUCAGCACCGAAAGCCGGAUGACCUUGUCUUAGAGAUACCACCAAGAACACUGGAGGAUGCCAGGGAGGAUUUUGUGAGAAUAGACAUGGCCUUAACACCGACUGCUACUCCUAAAAGAGUUAACUUUUCACCCAUGCCUAGCCCUAUUUUUUCCAGAUUUGAUGACUCCCCAGUCCACUCAUCAUUUAAAAAUAAAUCAGCCUUAAAAAGCCUCCUUCCGAAGCUAAGUUUCAAAUCUCGCAACACUAAUUUGGAGAUUGAGAAGGCUGCCAUCUUAGCACUGGGAGGCUCAUCAGCAGAGAUACGAGGGAAGCCUCGCAUUUCAAGGACAUUUUCCCUCUCAAAGCUUUUCACACCAAGAAUGAAGAAUACAUCAUCCUUACCUGUUACUCCAACUACUCACUCAAACCCAGAGUCCAUGCAUGGUGGGCAGAAAGGAGGGGCCGGACCACCCAUUCAUCGUUCACAUUCAGUUCCUGUGCUCAACAAAGAUGGAAGCAUAACACAGUUGGAUUCUUUAGGAGGUGUAUUUCGUGUAAUUCCUACAACUCCACGAGCAGUCAAGGGAACCAUCCUGACAACACCAAACACAUUUACCAAAAUUGAUAAUGAUGGAAAUAAUGAUGGUGGUGAAGAUAUUCCUGAAGAAGAAGCUGUUUGUAGAAUCUGCUUGACUGAGCUGGGGGAAGGUGCUGACACGCUCAAGAUGGAAUGUAGCUGCAAAGGUGAACUUGCCCUUGCCCACCAAGACUGUGCCAUAAAAUGGUUUAGCAUCAAAGGUAACAAAACAUGUGAUGUGUGCAAGCAAGAGGUUCAAAACCUACCUGUUACUCUUUUACGAGUUCAAAAUGACCAGGCUCAUAAUUUGAGAGGAAGUGGGCCACGACAAAUUGAGGCUGCUCGAUACAGGGUCUGGCAGGAUGUUCCCAUUCUUGUCAUUGUUAGCAUGCUUGCUUACUUUUGUUUUCUUGAGCAGCUGCUGGUUUCAAAAAUGAAGUCUGGCGCAAUUGCCAUCUCUCUUCCUUUUUCCUGUAUAUUGGGUCUCCUUGCUUCCAUGACAUCAACAACUAUGGGUGGGAUUAAUGAGGAGAAAAUAUGUCUGGAUUUAUGCUACAGUGCAAUUUGGACUUGUGGUUCUUUCUGCUCAUCUUUUCUACUCAUUGCUCCACAUACAGGCUGUUCUUUCUGUUCUGCUUUCUGCAUUUGUUGGGUUUGGCGGAACAAUGUGUGGAACCUCUAUUCUUUAUGAGGUUUCAAGGGGAUGGAGAAGGUGGCGUGCUGAGUCAAAUCAACAACUUGGUUCUCAAGAGGUUUCACAGCCAGAUCAACCAUCCGUAACCAUGCAACAGAUUCAGACAGAUACUCACCCUAAUGAAACUGAAAGGAGGGCUUCAGAAAGUGGGAAUGGCAAUUGAGUUAGUCUAUAUGUAAGAUGUAUAAAUGGUAGGAAAUGCAAAGCUUUCGGCUGUACAGAAACUGUCUCAGUUGUAGAGAUGCUUUUUACAUGCUUGUUUAUUGUUGGUUUUAUCAUCAGCUCGCAGGGAAAAGCUUUUUUCUUCUUUAUCUUUUCUUUCUCUUCUUUUUUUUUUGUUAUUUCAGUUCCACCCUAUAAGCUGUAAUAAUGCUGCAAUUUCUGUAAAUCAUUUAACGGCUCAA